Messenger RNA from Carassius gibelio (silver crucian carp), 1644 nucleotides. RefSeq lists its product as uncharacterized. The record is from RefSeq and is a predicted model, not a curated record. The transcript has 8 exons. NCBI's taxonomy places the organism in Eukaryota, Metazoa, Chordata, Actinopteri, Cypriniformes, Cyprinidae. Bases 1 to 1593 code for a protein of 530 amino acids.
AUGAGUGUGUUUAGUGAAUCAGUGUCAGUGAUGAAGGGAGAUUCUGUCACUCUACACACUGAUCUUACUGAAAUACCUAAACAUGAUGAGAUAGUGUGGACCUUUGGAUCCAAUAAGUCUCUGAUAGCUAAAAUCAAUAAAGCUGCUGGAGUCUUCUCCACAUUUGAUGUUCCUGAUGAGAGAUUCAGAGACAGACUGAAGCUGGACAGACAGACUGGAUCUCUGACCAUCACAGACAUCACAACUCAACACGCUGGACUCUAUGAACUAGAGAUACAUGGAGGAAAACUGACAUCACAAACAUAUCAUGUUUCUGUCUAUGCUCGUCUGCCUGUUCCUGUCAUCAGCAGAAACUCUUCACAAUGUUCUUCAUCAUCAUCUUCAUCACAGCAGAAUUGUUCACUGGUGUGUUCAGUGGUGAAUGUGGGUCAUGUGACUCUCUCCUGGUACAAAGGAAACAGUUUAUUGUCCAGCAUCAGUGUGUCUGAUCUCAGCAUCAGUCUCUCUCUACCUCUGGAGGUGGAAUAUCAGGAGAAAAACAGCUACAGCUGUGUGAUCAACAAUCCCAUCACAAACCAGACCACACAUCUGGACAUCAGCAAACUCUGUCAACCAUGUGCAGUUAACUCUGUAGUUGUGUCUGCUGCUGCAGUGAAGUCAGUGUCAGUGCUGGUGGGAGAUACAGUCACUCUACAGACUGAUCUUACUGAGAUACAGAUAGGUGAUGAGAUGCAGUGGAGGUUUGAACAUCAGAACACUCCUAUAGCUGAAAUCAACAGAGCUACGGAAAUCUUCAUCACAUCUGACCGAUUCAGAGACAGACUGAAGCUGGAUCAUCGGAAUGGAUUUCUGACCAUCACAAACAUCACAACUCAACACGCUGGACUUUAUGAAGUUGAGAUCAGCAGUACCAUCAGCAGUUACGUCAUACACCACACACAGUCAUUCAGAGUGACUGUCAGGGAUGCAGUGAAGUCACUGUCAGUGAUGGAGGGAGAAUCUGUUACUCUGCCAAUUACUGAAAUAAAGAAUCAUGAUCUGAUAUGGUGGAUGUUUGGAAACAUUCGCCUAGCUGAAAUAGAUAAAGCAGAACAACACUUCUCCAUAUAUGAUGGUCCUGAUGAGAGUUUCAGAGACAGACUGGAGCUGGAUCAUCAGACUGGAUCUCUGAUCAUCACAGACACCAGAACCACAGACUCUGGACUUUAUGAAGUGAAGAUCAUCAGCAGCAGACACAUCGUAAACAGUAUAUUCACUGUUACUGUCACUGAAACAUACAUAAACACUGCAUACACCCCACGUGGGACGGCAUCUUCUUCAAAUAACUAUCCAGAUCCACGUCUGUCUCCAGAUGAUCUAGAUCCAUGUCUGUCUUCAGCGGUUCCAUAUUCACGUCUGUCUUCAGAUGGUCUAGAUCCAGGUCUGUCUCCAGCUGCUGUAGCAGGGAUCGGUGCUUUUUGUUUUCUGCUGGGUGCUGCUGUGGGUGCUGCAGCUGGUGUGAUUUGCUAUCGCUACAAGAGGUCUAAGGAUUCAAAAGAUAACCAGAUGCAAAACCAGCCCUUAAAAAGACAAUUGGGUAAGUAUUACAGCUGAUACAGAAACAGAAAAAUCAUUUAUUGUACACAGUUUAAAUACAUUAGUAUA